AUGCUUUUUAAAGAUCUCCAAGUUACAAUUGGGGACUGGGCUUUAAGGAACUGGGGUCACAGGGAUGCUGCUCAUGAUCUGGAGCUACUGAGGAAGUACAAGGUGACCCAUAUUCUCAAUGUUGCGUAUGGAGUGGAAAAUGCCUUCCUCACUGAGUUUACAUAUAAGACCAUUUCUAUACUGGAUGUGCCUGAAACCAAUAUCCUGUCCUAUUUUCCAGAAUGUUUUGAGUUUAUUGAGCAAGCAAAAUUGAAGGAUGGUGUGGUCCUUGUUCACUGUAAUGCAGGGGUUUCCAGGGCUGCUGCGAUUGUCAUCGGCUUCCUGAUGACUUUUGAAGAAAUGGAAUUCACCAGAGCUUUGUCAUUGGUGAAAAGUGCCAGGCCAUCCAUAUGUCCGAAUCCUGGCUUUGUAGAACAGCUUCGUGCCUACCAAGUGGGCAGAGAGAACAGUGGAGGUGACUAAGUGCCCACAGCGGACAGGGACCGUGGUCCACGAUCUGUGUUCUAGCAGAGACAGACAAACAGCUUCUUGUAAAACUUCUCUUUCCUGUUGUCUUUUGCCAGUGGAAAUGGGGGUUACUUGUAUUGCCCUGAAUUAGUAUAUUAAUACAUUUUUAAGGUUUACCGUCACUUUGUUAUUGCAAUAUCUGGUUAAGUAUUUCUUUGAAUUACCAAGAGAAGAUAGUACAUUAUCAAAUCACUAAAUCACUGAUACGUGUAGGAAAAAUUUUAAACAUUAAAGUUUUUGUUAGAGAUAGAAAAGCAA
Molecule: messenger RNA, 765 nt
Organism: Arvicola amphibius (Eurasian water vole)
Lineage: Eukaryota; Metazoa; Chordata; Mammalia; Rodentia; Cricetidae
Gene: Dusp19
Product: dual specificity phosphatase 19
Exons: 4
Coding region: 1-462 (153 amino acids)
Biological process (GO): regulation of MAP kinase activity; protein dephosphorylation
Cellular component (GO): cytoplasm
Molecular function (GO): JUN kinase phosphatase activity
Source: RefSeq, a predicted model, not a curated record